This is a messenger RNA of Talaromyces atroroseus, 927 nucleotides long. RefSeq lists its product as hypothetical. The coding region runs from base 1 to 927 and encodes 308 amino acids. The transcript has 3 exons. NCBI's taxonomy places the organism in Eukaryota, Fungi, Ascomycota, Eurotiomycetes, Eurotiales, Trichocomaceae. The record is from RefSeq and is a predicted model, not a curated record.
AUGAGUGGCACAUUUUUGGUCAGUGUUAUCGCUCUGUUAUCCUGUUAUAGUGUUCAAGCACAGAACGUGACAACGCCUGACCCCGAAGGAUGUAUCGACCCGACUGCAUUUGUGACAUGCCUUUCUACGGCCAAUACAACUGCAAUAGAAUGUGCCAACCAACCAAACGCGACUGUUACUGCUUGCGAAGUGCAGAGCCUCGUCGACGAGAUGCUGUGUUACUAUAGCAGCUGCUGGAACAAGGUAUAUACUUGCGCAUAUCAAUAUAUCACUUCCGAAUACCUUCUUGCAAUUGAUCGUGACCACAUUCAAAGCGCGCCUUUCUACCCAGCUCCAGCCAAUUCUCCUGACAGUUGCUCUUGUAACCUCGGUAACUCCUUGAUCAACGCUACCAAGAACCACGAUACACUUUAUACGUGCUGGGGCAUGUCUAAUGAGACGCUUGCGCACGAAUGCCAGUGCUGUGUCUACAGUGCUGCGGUCAGCGCGUCCUAUGGCAUUUGCCCUGGUACGGAAAAAGACAUCCUAGGUGUCCCCACAUUGGUCGAGGAAGGACAAGCCAACAUUGCAGCUAACGGAUCAUGCGAUGCGCUCACGUAUGAUGUUUGCUAUGGUCAAUUCGGCAUUCCAACGGCAGACAAUGGCACUUAUGUGGAUGUCAACAAUCUCCCACCGAAUCAGACUCAGACUCUUAGCAAUACCCCUGGGACAUCGUCAUUGACCAGCCCUCCAGGAGGUGAAACCAUGACCGUUACGUUUCUAAACAAGACAUAUACUGUUACGGCAGCACCGUAUCAGGCCAAUGGUACAGCAGCAAGCACGGCGCCUGCCACAUCAACACCCACGGGUGCUGCCAUGAGAAUUUAUCCGGAAGGGUUUCUGGGAAGCAUUUCCACGGCUUUGAUAAUUGCAUUUCUGUUGCUUUAA